CGGCGCGAUGUUCAGGCUUCUAAUCUCGCUCGCAUCCCUGGUGGUGGUCUCAACUGUGGUUGGGUCCAGGCUUCCAGAGCCAGAACUAACCGGGGGAAUCAUCUCGUCGUGGGGUAUGUUUCCAUCGGCAGCUUUCAUUAGCACACCUGCGUUAAGCUACUGUGGAGCUGCUGUUAUUCAUCCCGACUUUGUCCUGACAUUGGCUCAAUGCGUUUACGAUGAGUCACGACAGGUUACGCUGCAGUCGAACUUGAUAGAAGUUGUAGCUGGCGAUAUCAAGAUAAUCCCGGCGUCCUUUGGACGCCAACAGCGGAGCGUUCAGGAAGUGAUUGUUCAUCAGAACUAUACAGGGUAUAAUUACAACAAUGACAUCGCUUUGCUUCGCGUGGAUAAACCCUUCGAGGUACCUUCCAAUUCGGUGGAAAUGGGGACUCGUAGACGCAUAAUUGUACCAAAUGGAGCGGUUUGCCAAUGCCCCGGGUGGGGUGUUCAAAGGAGUACGUCAAUCGACCAGGUGGAAAUUGUGCAGAAGUAUCUCUCGGUGGAUGUUCUCGAUCGAGAUGCCUGCAACGAGGUGGAUGUUCACGGGGGGUUGGUGCGGGAGAGCAUGAUCUGCGCGGGGAAUCUGUACCAAAAUCCGAAUGCAGCUUGCAGUGGGAACCUAGGAUCACCCCUGUAUUGCGAUGACGAGCUCACUGGACUGCUAUCGUUCGGAGCCAACUGCGGGCUGGCGAAUGAUCCGCCUGUGUAUACACAGAUCCGUUUCUUCAAUAGUUGGAUUGAUGAACAUAUUGAACGAAAUGAGUAG
Messenger RNA from Toxorhynchites rutilus septentrionalis, 808 nucleotides. RefSeq names its product trypsin-2-like. The transcript has 2 exons. The record is from RefSeq and is a predicted model, not a curated record. NCBI's taxonomy places the organism in Eukaryota, Metazoa, Arthropoda, Insecta, Diptera, Culicidae. Gene Ontology annotation, molecular function: serine-type endopeptidase activity. Bases 8 to 808 code for a protein of 266 amino acids. Gene Ontology annotation, biological process: proteolysis.